AAUAAGUUUAGUUAUUUCAAUAUUGUCAAUUACACUUAGCACAUAUGCCAGAAAUUGUUACUAAAAUGACAGGGUUUUAAAAAUUGUAUCGCUAAUAAAAAAAUUCCGUUAGAAUGCCACCAAAGAAGAAAGGCAAAGUCGUUGAUUGGGCCGCUGAUGAGUUCUUCUCUAAGGAUCGCAGUAUAUUCCACAUAGAGCACACCACCGAAUGCCCGAUAUUCCAGGCCAAGGCAGACGAAUGUCUUACCUUCUUUCAGCAGCGCAUUCCUGAGCGCGAGUUUCAGCUGGUGCGCAACAAGAAUGGCAAACAGGCGCCCCGGGAUGGGGCGUUCGAGGUAAAAUUUAGCCAAAAUGCUCGCACCUCCGAGCACAUGUUGUGGUCCGGCUUAACCAAAGGACCGCCGCGACGCGACAAAUUUCCGAUCUUCGAGAACCUGGUACUGGAUGUGCAGCGCAUUCUUAGAAAAUUCUAUGCGGAAAAGGUGGCAGACCUCGAUGACGAAGACAUGGAUAUGUAACUAGCACUGAGUGAAUUUCUGAUAUUUCGUUUGACAUCGUAUUAACAUAACAAAGCAGCAAAAAAUAAAGCCAAUAUACCCUAUUGUCAAAAGAUAACACGUAA
Molecule: messenger RNA, 622 nt
Organism: Drosophila hydei
Lineage: Eukaryota; Metazoa; Arthropoda; Insecta; Diptera; Drosophilidae
Product: selenoprotein BthD
Exons: 1
Coding region: 114-518 (134 amino acids)
Source: RefSeq, a predicted model, not a curated record